Messenger RNA from Dermacentor silvarum, 2557 nucleotides. RefSeq lists its product as uncharacterized. The record is from RefSeq and is a predicted model, not a curated record. Bases 257 to 1453 code for a protein of 398 amino acids. The transcript has 8 exons. Gene Ontology annotation, molecular function: protein binding. Lineage: Eukaryota; Metazoa; Arthropoda; Arachnida; Ixodida; Ixodidae.
GUGGUUGCGCUGCUGGAAGUCGAACGCGGCUAGGGAACGCGAUCAAGCGGGCGCAGAUAUUAUGACGGCUGAGCGUCUACCUAGCGCAGCUUCAGUGUUCCGUGUUUUUCUGUCGCUACCUGGUUUAGUUACGUCGCUGACUAGGUGAAUAAUAUGCGAGGUCUCAGCAUCUUUGUGCCAAAAGAGUAGCGAUGCAGUCUUGAUCUGUCGUUUAAGCAUAGCAUUUUCACCUCAGCGGCAGCGCAUGGCGUAGGAAAUGGCUGCCGUGAACUGCAAUCUCCAGCGCAGCACGGUAUCUGUCAGGCGUCCUGCUGAUGGUCGGCUGGAAGAAAUUACUCGAAACGGACACAAUAUAUUCCAGUUCAAGCAAACGGUGUGCCAUGCAUGCAAUGGCUUUUAUGGACCGUCGUUUGGCCACCCACUGUGCUGCACAUGCCAUGCUUUCUUGUAUCCUGAUGUGCUGUCCGACUUGGAUGGAGACCAGGGAUGGAAAAGUGACUCUGAAGACUCCGGAAAUGAUGAACCAGAAGAUUUUUAUGAUAUGGUGAAGCAUAACGUAGAGCGCCCAAGGCUGCCAGCAGCAGGGCCAAAAGCUGAUAGACUCGCAGAAUGUAUAUCUGCCCUCAGCAGCCCAAGGCCACAGGAGUCAAUGCCUGAUGGUGUCUUGGCCCAGCUCCCACUUGAGGUGCUGUCCCUCAUCUUCAGACGGCUGGAUGAUGUGUCACUGUGGCAUUGUAGCCAGGUCUGCCGCCGCUGGCGGCAUAUUCUGGAGUGUGAACUCAGUGAAGAUCAUUGGUCUUUGUUCAUCAAACACCGUUGGCCUCUCUUCAAGCCUCCUCAUAAAGUCACUUCUUGGAGGACCCUUUACAGCCGUCUGGUGGCCAGUGCACCAUGCCGGCGGUGCCUGCAGGAGCUCAGGGAAGGCCCCAGGGGCCGUGCUUACGACUGGGGCCCUGAGGGCUCCUGGCGUACUGUGCGCUUGCAGCAGGAGCUGCGCUUGUUGCAGACAGAACCUCCCGAGGGCAUUGGGGCACUGCCGCUGGACCCUCUGUGUGCCCACUGGCAGGCAGCUAUUGCAGGGCCUCCAGACAGCCCUUAUGAAGGCGGCCAGUUCCUCCUCUUUUUGCAGAUUCCCAGCGCGUAUCCCAUGAAGCCUCCCAUUGUGAAGUUCCUUACUAAGAUCUUCCAUCCUAACAUAAGCCGCCAUGGGGAUAUUGGCAUUGAUUCCAUACACCAUAACUGGAGCCUGGCACUCACCAUAUCAAAGGUGCUCAUCAGCAUCCAGUCCCUUUUGACAGACCCAUACUGCCUUGUCUGUAUGGAGCCUGAGGUGGGACGGCUGUAUCUUGAAGAUCGCCUGGGCUUUGAGCGCACUGCUAGACUCUGGACACUACGCUAUGCCAUGCAUGGUGAUCCAAGCGACUUUCAUGGCCAUGCCUUGGAAAGUGGCUGAAUACUUCUACCAAAGUGUUCCAAGGCCCUACCCCAUGUGUCCUUGUCAACAUGUGCUACUGUUUCUGCACAAAGUGAGCCAGUCAACAUAAGAGUGAGGAGCGGCUGGCUGCAAUUCCACAAGUGGCACACCUUCCUGCCCACAGGGCCAGGCAGGGGACUGGCCAGCCUAGUCACCGCAUCUGCAGACACCCUUAGGAAGUCUGCACUUUCUGCUCACCUUCCUGGCACCCUCUUGUAUUUUUUUUUUAAUUGUACCUUGUGUCAACUGAUUGGUGAAAAAAAAAAAAAGUUUGUCAGAGGCAACAAGUUGUGAUCCAUGACAAGCACAGGGUGUGUGCUUUUAGGUACUUAGGGCCAUAAAAUGAACAGUCAGCUCUGAAAAAAAUGUACUGGUGAAGUACUGCUUAGUAAAGUGAUGUACCUGUUGCCCAGUGUUGCUUACAUGUAGGCGCUCAGUUUCUGUCUGUAAUAUCACAUAAGUUGUUCAUUGUGGUCGCUAGUGUUGUGCAUUCGCACAACAGAGGCCAGUGUAGCAUUUCUUGUAUUCGCUGGUAACCCCAUUGUUUGAACACUGUCGUGAGGGCCCUGCCCAAGCAUGACUAACUGCGUGGAGCAAAAAGGGAACAAGAAGAAAGCUUCACGUUUUUUCAUUCUUUUGUUAGGUAAUUUGUAUGAGGCCUCGGCGAAUUUGGCAAAUUAUAUUGAGGACUAGGCAGCGUUUGUGAACAUUGGUCCUAGAAAAUUUUCAGUUCAAACUGAAAUGGCCACAUUAGACUGCGCUGCAUGUAUUCAACGAUCCGACAAUGCAUAUUGUAGCCAUGAAAUGUGUCUGUCUGAAAUCAGCCCAAGUUAUUGCUGCAGCUGAAAAUAGAAACUUCGUUCGAGAAAGAGAAGCUUGAGCAUUUUAAACUGCCCUGUUGCCUUUUGUAAAAGUGCAGGUAAGGAAAUUUACCACAAUUUGUUUAUCAAUCAUAUCAAGCAACACAGCCUUAUUGAACAGCAGACACAAAGGAGACUGGACCUGCUAUUACAAGCAUAUCAAACCACACUUUAGCAAGCUAAUCUAGUACAUUUUACACUGAGUUUUUAUUACUCUUGUACU